Myxozyma melibiosi is the source of this 1366-nucleotide messenger RNA. RefSeq lists its product as uncharacterized. The record is from RefSeq and is a predicted model, not a curated record. The transcript has a single exon. The annotation marks the transcript as partial. Lineage: Eukaryota; Fungi; Ascomycota; Lipomycetes; Lipomycetales; Lipomycetaceae.
GGUCAACAAGGCUUCCUUUGCUGAACGACCAAAGCCUUGUUGAUUCCAAUACCUGAUUAAAUCACACCAAAGUCCUGCUAUUUUCAGAACCCAUGUGGGAGACUCUUGCCUUGCUAUAUCAAUGGCCUCGUCCGUCUGUUCUCCUUCUCCCUCUUCUUCUCCCCCCCCUCUCCUCUUCUGAAUUUCCGUAUUUCCUUUCCGACCUUUCGACUUUUGUGAUCGCCAUGGAAGCCAAUUUUUUCCGACCUCUAUUUGCUGCUGCUGAACCGAACCAGCGCAGCACGCCACCCCCCGCCCCUGUCAACAACGACGUUGGUGGAUUGAUCUUGCCGCCUGGCGGAACUCAAGUCACGUUUCCGAGGCCCAACACGAUUAUUGGUAGGGUGAUCACAGAGCUGGUGAAAAAGCACCAGCAAUUUCCCAACUUCUUGGGCGAGAAUCCCGCUGCCGCUCCUGCUGUGCCGGAGCUUAUUCCUGGAACCGCCGGAGACGAGGUAGUAGAGUCCCACACUGCCUCAGCCGAGGUGCCUGCGGGAUCCCAGCCUGUUGAUCUCUCGGACGGAAGCCCUCAAGGACACGAAGUCAUAGACCACUCGAACCCCUUGGAGCCUCCGUUCUUGAAGACGAACAAGUCUGGCCGCAAGGCGAAAACCACCUCGGCGUCUUAUGAAGACCGCCUUCAGACGUUCAUGCUCAAUUUCAAAAAGAUGCCCGAGCCGGAGUUUGACCGUAUCUGCAAGGCGAUCUAUCCUGCGCAGUUGAUGUCUGUUGACUACGCGGGUGAAAGAGAGCGAGGCGUAGCAGAAAUCUAUAUCGAUGAUUUCUCGAAGAUCCUACCGGCCUCUGGAGAUGCUAGCAUUCGGUACCCUCCCCUGAUGCAGAAAGUCCUCGCCGACUGCCGGCUCGACAUCCCCGAGUCCGCAGAGUUGCUGGACGACUAUAAUCGCAUUCGUCACCUGAGUCGCAUCUAUCACCUCAUUCUCUUGAUCUCCCCGGAUCGCAGCCAGAUCAAGCAAGAAUGGAUCGACGAGACUCUUGGCCAACACGGAGAGAAAUGCAACAAGAAGGCGGAAAGCGGUCAGAAGGUUACCGCGCGUCAAGAGCUGCACCUCACUCGCGACGAGUUGCAGAAUCUCUUGAACAAGCUGCGCGCCGCCGACACGAGCAACCGUGGCUAUGCACUUGACGUCCUUGUCUCUGCAUUGUACAGCUGCAAGGUCAAGCGGCCAGCUCCGAACGCUGACGAGAGAUGCCACCAACAAGGAUACCAAGAGAUACGUCCCCAGAACAGCUUCUUUGUAUUUGCGCGUGCAUUUGAGCGUUGCGUAUCCCAGGGCGAGAACAUCAGACAGACCUCGCUCCGGAU